Messenger RNA from Sesamum indicum (sesame), 1360 nucleotides. Lineage: Eukaryota; Viridiplantae; Streptophyta; Magnoliopsida; Lamiales; Pedaliaceae. The record is from RefSeq and is a predicted model, not a curated record.
CAAAAAUUUCUUUCUCCCUCUUCCCAUUCCUCAAUUCUCACGACACUCAACAAUUUCUUUCUCCCCAAAUCUAAAUCUUAAAACCCUAGCCCCAAACCAACUACUGCAAGCUCCAAUCCAUCUACCAGCGGCGACGAGGAAGACGAUUGCUGUUGUCGGCACUCGGCCAAGCAAGAGCACGAACAGGAGCAUUCUCUUCCAUUUGGUUAUUCCGGCAAGAAUUGCUAUGGGGCAUACAGUGGACGACCCACAUUGGAUCUUGACGUGAGGAUGUCUGAUGAAAUGUCACAGUAAUAGACUGCACGAUCUUUUGUCUGGUAUUUGGAUCAAGAGUUUGACAUGGCGUGGGUAGCGUUAAUCUUAUCAGUGGUUGUGCUUUGGGUUGCUUCUCUUUGCAAAAUUCUCCAGGGAUCUUCCUCUGCCUCCAAAUCUACAUUCUUAAAAGAAGGCGGGAGUACCAGAAGGAGAAAUGUCUUGCUAGUUAUUGCGCAUCCUGAUGAUGAGUCUAUGUUCUUUGCUCCGGUUAUCAAUUACCUGGUUUCAGAGGGUCAUAAUGUGCACAUACUGUGCAUGUCAACUGGUUUUGUCAAUAUUCUCAGAGUACAAGAUAAGAUACUUGUUGCAAGUGUAGGCAAUGCAGAUGGCAUGGGAAGUAUUAGAAAAGAAGAGCUCUACCUGGCCUCUGCUGUUCUCAAGAUUCCAACCUGGCAAGUAUAUAUUCUGGACCAUCAGGAUUUGCAGGAUGGUUUUGGCAAAGUGUGGGACUGGAAUCUAUUGUCAAGCAUUAUCGAUAAGGAAAUGAGCGCCCAUUCUAUUGACUUGAUCAUUACCUUUGAUGAGUAUGGUAUCUCUGGACAUUGUAAUCACUGUGACGUACAUCAAGGAGUAAGAAAGCUAGUGCAUGAUACUUCAGGAAGACAUUUUGAGGCAUGGGAGCUUGUAAGCACUAACAUAGUGCGCAAGUACAUUGGGCCAGUUGAUAUUUGGUUAUCCAUCUUAUUAGGCAGAUGCCUGAAAACUGGACAAUCUCAUUGCUUGCUCAACUUAUAUCCCCGCAGAAGUUACGAUGCAAUGGCUCAGCAUUCUAGCCAAUGGGUUUGGUAUCGGAAACUUUUCGUGGCAUUUUCAAGCUAUACAUACGUUAACACACUCAAGAAAAUUGCUUAAGUAGCUGUCUGCAUGGUUGGAACUCCAAUUACUUGGUGACCAUUGAAUCGAGGUGGUUGCUAUAUAGAGUUAGAGAUAAUAAAUAGUACUUUUAGAGUUGCUUUGGUCUGAACUAUGUGAUUGAUAUUUGAUGAAUUGGGUGCGAAAUCAGAUCAUGAAGGUGAUACUUAUAGCAAUCAACCCUUUGAUUUUC